GUCCAACCAAUAUCGCGUCCCUUCUUCACUUUGCUUUCUCAUUUUUUCUUCUCGUUAGUCUCUACUCUGUGAAUCAAAUCCUCGUGAACUUUACCGAAAAAAACUCAUCGACACGUAAUAAAUCUACGGACUCUUUGGGGAGAGUGAAGAGAUCUGAAAGAGUCUCCUUCCGAUGGGAACGCUUCAGUCAUGGCGUAAAGCUUAUGGAGCCCUAAAAGAUACCACCAAAGUCGGCCUUGUCCGUGUCAACAGCGAUUACGCCGAUUUAGAUGUUGCCAUAGUCAAAGCUACGAAUCAUGUGGAGUGUCCUCCGAAAGAUCGCCAUCUCCGAAAAAUCUUCGUGGCAACAGCAGUGACUCGUGCUCGAGCAGAUGUUGCCUAUUGUAUUCACUCUCUCUCCCGCCGCUUGCAUAAAACUAGAAACUGGACGGUUGCUCUGAAAACACUGAUUGUGAUUCACCGGCUUCUAAGGGAAGGAGACCCUACAUUUCGAGAGGAGCUUCUUAAUUUUUCGCAGAGAGGUCGGAUUCUGCAACUUUCUAAUUUCAAGGAUGAUUCAAGCCCUAUCGCGUGGGAUUGUUCAGCUUGGGUACGUACCUAUGCAUUGUUUCUUGAGGAGCGGCUUGAAUGCUUCAGGGUUUUAAAAUAUGAUACUGAGGCUGAACGUCUUCCUAAGGCUACCCCUGGCCAGGACAAGGGGUACAGUAGAACUAGGGAUUUAGAUGGGGAAGAACUCUUGGUGCAGUUGCCUGCUUUGCAGCAGCUUCUCUAUCGUCUCAUCGGUUGCAGGCCAGAAGGCGCUGCUAACCACAAUCAUGUUAUACAAUAUGCACUCGCUCUGGUGUUGAAGGAGAGUUUUAAAGUUUAUUGUGCUAUUAACGACGGAAUCAUUAAUCUCAUUGACAAGUUCUUUGAAAUGCCAAAACACGAGGCCAUCACUUCCCUUGAAAUAUACAAGCGUGCAGGUCAGCAGGCUCGUAGCCUAUCCGAUUUUUACGAAGCCUGUAAAGGAUUGGAACUCGCUAGGAAUUUUCAGUUCCCUGUGUUAAGAGAGCCCCCACAGUCUUUUCUGACAACAAUGGAAGAAUAUAUUAAAGAAGCACCGCGUGCUGUCGAUGUCCCAGUACCACUGCUUCUAACUUAUAGGCCGGAUGAUGGACUUCCUGACGAAGAUACUGAACCGUCUCAUGUAGAACGUGGAGUUGUGCUGUCUUCGGAUGAUGUCGUUCUUGUAUCUGAAGAGACUGAAUUUUCUCCUCCGCGUCCUCCUUCAGCCAACACUCAGUCUCAGAACAUCAUUGAUACAGAUGAUCUACUGGGUCUGAACACUGCUGCUCCUGAUGCAUCAGCGAUUGAGGACCAAAAUGCACUUGCUUUAGCCAUAAUCCCAACUGAUGUUAACCCUCCAACGGCUCGUUUUGGUCAAGCAAACAAUUAUGAUCCUUCAGGGUGGGAGCUGGCCCUGGUAACAACACCAAGCAACGAUAUCUCUGCAGCAACCGAUAGGCAAUUGGCUGGAGGCUUAGACACGCUCACACUGAACAGUUUAUACGACGAUGGAGCCUACAUAGCCUCCCAACGCCCAGUCUACGGUGCACCAGCUCCCAACCCAUUCGAGGUUCACAAUCCUUUUGCAACAUCCAAUAGCACUCGGGCACCUCAGCAGCCAGCUGUGAGCAACCCAUUUGGUGCUUACCAGCCAACUUAUCAGCCACAGCAGCAACUACAACUAGCAUUCCCAAACCCCCCAGCCAAUAAUAAUAAUAAUCCAUUUGGUGAUUUUGGUCAAUUUCCGGUUAACCCGGUUUCACAGCAGCCAAAUACCAGCGGAUUUGGUGAUUUUGCGGUGAACCAACACAAUAACCCGUUCCGGAGCACUGGCCUCCUUUGAUUGUAUUUUCACGUUUGUAUCUUCUUCAUUGGGUUUUGUUUGUGAGUAAUAGACUCCACAUGAUUUGUUUGAUCUCUGUCCUUUUUUUUGUUGUUCAUUGCCUGUAGUAAAUCAUAUCUGGGAUAUGCAUAUAUGAAUAAAUCCCUUAAUUAAUAAUUUAAAUUAUUUAUAAACUGGUCCGAUGGGCCUUUAUUCUAA
This is a messenger RNA of Raphanus sativus (radish), 2089 nucleotides long. Its product is annotated as putative clathrin assembly protein At2g01600. Gene Ontology annotation, cellular component: clathrin-coated pit; clathrin-coated vesicle. Bases 173 to 1891 code for a protein of 572 amino acids. Gene Ontology annotation, biological process: vesicle budding from membrane; clathrin-dependent endocytosis; clathrin coat assembly. NCBI's taxonomy places the organism in Eukaryota, Viridiplantae, Streptophyta, Magnoliopsida, Brassicales, Brassicaceae. The record is from RefSeq and is a predicted model, not a curated record. The transcript is spliced from 15 exons. Gene Ontology annotation, molecular function: clathrin heavy chain binding; phosphatidylinositol-4,5-bisphosphate binding; 1-phosphatidylinositol binding.